AUGAGUCGGCUAUUGACGAUUCGGCAAGCCGAGGAGCUGCACAAAUCGAUUAUAGCAUACCUUUCAGCAAACAAUCUCACUAAUGCUGCCGCUGCGCUCAGGGCAGAACUGGGCCUCUCCGAGGAAGUCUUCGAUACGGGCACCAUGGUCAAAUAUGAGACACUAUUAGAAAAGAAAUGGACGAGUAUCGUUCGCUUGCAGAAAAAGAUAAUGGAUCUGGAGGCUCGCACUGUUGCAUUGCAGACCGAAUUGAAUAAUGCUACACCCACAUCACUCUCGAAGCGCAAUCAAGACCCGGCAUCGUGGCUGCCGAAAGUCCCUGCUCGUUAUUCGCUAGAAUCGCAUCGAAGCACCGUCAAUUGCGUCGCAUUUCACCCUAAAUUCUCUUCCAUUGCCUCCGGCUCAGACGACUCCAUGAUCAAGAUAUGGGACUGGGAAUUAGGAGAAUUGGAAGCAACCCUUAAGGGUCAUACAAGAUCAGUACUGGGUGUAGACUAUGGCACUGCUCAAAGCGGCGUUUUAUUAGCAUCUUGCAGCUCUGACCUUUCUAUCAAGAUAUGGAAUCCGUCAGAUGAUUAUAAGAAUAUACGGACGCUGCUAGGCCACGAACACAGCGUCAGCGCAGUUCGGUUUAUUCCUGGCCGAAACCUACUCGUGAGCGCAAGCAGAGAUAAAGACUUACGAAUAUGGGACGUCACGACUGGCUUUUGCGUCAAGACAAUACAAGGACACAGCGGCUGGGUACGAGACGUUUGCCCAUCUUUUGAUGGGAACUAUCUCCUUUCUGCUGGUGACGAUAUUACCGCUCGGUUGUGGGAUAUUACAAAUAUAUCAAAUCCAGAAGCCAAGUUGACGAUGGUUGGACAUGACCAUGUCAUUGAGUGCUGUGCAGUCGCUCCCCAGACGUCAUAUCAGUACCUUGCGCCAAUGGCUGGAGUGAAGAAAGAAGCUGUUUCCAAACUGGGUGCAGUCGAAUUUAUAGCAACUGGAUCGCGAGAUAAAACAAUCAAAGUCUGGGAUCGUCGCGGUUCCUGCCUCAUGACUUUGGUAGGCCAUGACAAUUGGAUUCGAGCGAUUGUCUUCCACCCCGGCGGAAAAUAUCUCCUGUCAUCUUCAGACGACAGGUCCAUCCGGUGCUGGGAUUUGAGCCAAGACGGGAAAUGCGUAAAAACACUAUCAGAGGCUCAUGGACACUUUAUCUCUUCUUUGAGAUGGGCUCCAAACGUUGUUAAAGAGGUUGCUAAUAACGCCGAUUCCGGUAAUGGGAAAACGGACAGCAAUGGAUUGUUGAAAGGGAAGGACAAUCCACCGAAUGUACAAAUUCGUUGCGUUGUUGCAUCGGCGGGCGUGGAUUGCAAGCUGAACAUCUACGCUAAUUAA
Messenger RNA from Talaromyces stipitatus ATCC 10500, 1380 nucleotides. RefSeq names its product nuclear migration protein NudF. NCBI's taxonomy places the organism in Eukaryota, Fungi, Ascomycota, Eurotiomycetes, Eurotiales, Trichocomaceae. The transcript is spliced from 3 exons. The record is from RefSeq and is a predicted model, not a curated record. The coding region runs from base 1 to 1380 and encodes 459 amino acids. Gene Ontology annotation, molecular function: protein binding.